Molecule: messenger RNA, 2506 nt
Organism: Diachasma alloeum
Lineage: Eukaryota; Metazoa; Arthropoda; Insecta; Hymenoptera; Braconidae
Exons: 3
Coding region: 160-2481 (773 amino acids)
Biological process (GO): transcription initiation at RNA polymerase III promoter
Cellular component (GO): transcription factor TFIIIC complex
Molecular function (GO): histone acetyltransferase activity
Source: RefSeq, a predicted model, not a curated record
UGUAGUGAAUUCAGUACGGAGAAUGAAAAACACUUGGGAACGCACGAAGAGGCGUUCUCAACACGACUGCCGUGGCAUCGUGUAGUUCAGUUGGAUUUUCAAAGCGAUAGUACCGAGGGAGGAGGGACGCAUGCGUGAAGAGAUCCAGGAGAUGACAAAAUGACGAUGGAGGCUCAAGAAGUAUAUAAUGUUCCAAUCACUGAGCUUGUGACCGCUCUCUUCAAUAUUGAAUGGUCAGAGGACAAUCAGAUAUCCCUACUAACUGAAAGAGGAGUUCACAUAUUUGAGCUGCAGCCGAAUCCAUUAUGCCCCACACCAACGCCGAAAUUUCGGCGAUCCUUCUUAUGGGCCACCGACUACCUACCAACUGAAAUAUUCUCUCCAAUAGUAGAAACAGUUCUCAACAACUGUGAAAGAGAGGACAUGUACGCAUUACUCUUCGAAGAAGCACUUACCCCAAAGUUCCCCGAGAGGACCGAACACGUCCCUCGGAUAAUCCAAGUCGCCUGGUCCCCAGUAAAACUCGUGGAACCCACCAAAUGUCUCCUCGCGACAGUCUCCUCAGCAGGUGCCAUCGACAUGGCUUUCAAAGUGGGAAUAAACUGGUACUCAGUCUCCAACCUCUCACAGAUCUGGUUUGAAAUCAUCAAAGAAGAAAUGGCCUUCGACGUAGAGACCUGCACGCCCGAGGAAAUUCAGGCUGACACCUUUAAAUCCAACUUGAGACGUCUGCAAGGUACUUCAGUAACAUGGAGUGGCCUCUCCAAAGAUUCUGAAGGCACCUUCUCCUACCUGGCAACAGGCUAUCGCAGCUCUGAACUCGUCGUCUGGAGAAUAAGCAAAAUCUCCGAGCUCUCCAUAAAUGUGACCCCAACAAUGAUCUACAGAACGAAAUUCAAGGACCAUGGAAGGAUUUCAAAACUAAUCUGGAUGAGCCUGAAACCUCAAAGACACUUAAUCCUCGUGGGAUUCUUCGAUGGACGAAUGCUCGGUGUCCAAUUAAUCGAAGAUAACAACCAAUUGACUGAAAAUUUCAUUAAAAACUAUGAAGAAUAUCCUGACAGAAUCCCUAUAAACUUCAUCACCACAAGAACAAAAACAACUAGAGGAAAUAUAAUUGGAAUUGCAAAGAAUAUUCACUUCAUCCUAAUUGAGAUCAACGAUGAAGGAGAAGUCGAAGAGAAAAAGCACGUGCAGUUGCCAGGAUUCUCCAUCUCAAGUAUUUUACUCUUAAACGACUCAGAGGCAAUGAUAUCCACCCAGGACAGCGGCCUCCACCACAUAAAAUUGGACUCCACUCCAAUGGAAAAAACUGCGAUAACCCACGACAUGAAAUGUGUGAAAACUCAGUACCUGGGAAUGGCACGAUCCCCCAGUGGUGCGACUUUCGUCAACGUCACGAGCCCCAGCACAACCUAUGACCACUUGUGCAACCGAGAGCCCAGUAAUCUCCAGUUUUUCACACUGAAAUCCCCAGAGUUCGACCCCUGGUGUAGACUGGAGAAAAGCCAAUCGAACCUCCAUGUCUACUGGGAUUGUCUCGAAAUGAUAAGGAUAAGGUCAGCAAAGGCAACAGAUGGUGAGGACCUCUUCCCCAAAAUCCCACAGGAGCUCGACCACUCGUUAUCGACCCACCAGCUACGAGUGAUAAUGUGGCUGACGUUGAUAACAGAGGUUGUUAAAAAGAAAAAAUUCAUUAAGAAAAUUGAUAAUGUGGUUGGAGAGAUUUCUGAGGCCCAACCCCUGAUUUUCGUCCACACAAUCUCCAACCAUAUGAUUAAAUUGGCGAGGAAGAAGGUGCUGAGUGAUAAUCAUCGUCUGAGUAUUCAUUUUUUGAGGCUUUAUCUGGAGGUUUUCCUCGCUGGAGAGGAGGACGAGAGCAAUCAGAAUAGUCACGCGAUAAGACAUGCUAAGGAGGCGAUGAAUGCAACGUCCAAAGUGGAUCUGAUUGAGGCUGAACCUUGUAAUUUGUGUGGGGAAAUCGUUACUGAACUUCCCUGGAACACUUCGAGCUGUCCCAGGGGCCAUCAGCUGCCUCGUUGUGCUCUUACACUUCUGCAGAUCACUUCGUUGAAGUACAAGAGUUGUCCGGUUUGUGGGAGGAUUUUUCAUCCUCUGUUGGAUGAGGAGUACGAGGAGAUGAAGUGUCUCUACUGUGAUGUUCCUGUGGUGUUUGAUACCAGGGUUGUUGGAAUUUAUGAUGAGGUUGAGGAGAAGGGGAAGAAUCUGUCGGUGAAACCUAUCUGGGAUAUACCGAUUUAUAAGAGGUUCGAGGGGGAGGGAGGGGAGAAGGAAAAGGGUAAUGAGGGCAGGGAGGAGGGUGUUGAGGGAGGUGAGGGUAAGGCAGAGAGAGCUGUGGGCAAGAGGGAGAGCAGUGCACGUAAGCGCAAGAGGAAGCGGAUGAAGUCGCCGACGCUCGAUGCUGUUAACGACACAAACAAUGGGAUUUUGACAGAGACUGGGGCAAAUGUAAAUUUGUGAAUAAAGUUUUGUGUUUGUUGAUAAA